AAUAAUUUUAACAUACACCUGUUAUCAUGCCUAAUUAUUUCAAAAGGGACGGUUUAUCGUUCUCUCUUGCAUUAUUUAAAGAUUUGAAAAAUGCAAUUGAUGUUAAACGAAUGGUUAUGAAUGGAGAAUUUGAGGCAACUCUGUUAAAUACCAAAAUGAUACCAGAUCCAUUCAUAGUGAUAACAGCAGCAAACAGGGCGGCAUACAACCAGAGAUACGGCAAGAUGGUGACUAAGAAUGUCCAUUCUGAAGUGCUCUUCUGUCUGUCUCCUACUAAAAAUAUAACAGAUUCCUUUAAAAAGUUUGGCAUGCCAGACUCAGCUGACAGUGUAUUUGUUGUGCUUGUGAAUGAUAGAGACAAUAAGGUGAUGGAACAAUUAACCAAGGUCAUAGAUGGAACUGAGGUAGACACCGGGGACGUCACACAGUUUACUGAUGAAUCUCUCAUUAAAAAGGUUUACAAAGUCUCAGAUGAAGAAUUAAAUUGCGGCUCGUUGACAGAUGCGCUGGUGUCAAAGAUUGCAAGCAAAGAAUUUGUGACUGUUUGACAGUUUAAAAGUGUUUUCAUUCUAAUAUUUAAUAAAACAUUUUAUAGAGAA
Messenger RNA from Mya arenaria, 599 nucleotides. RefSeq names its product EKC/KEOPS complex subunit TPRKB-like. The record is from RefSeq and is a predicted model, not a curated record. Lineage: Eukaryota; Metazoa; Mollusca; Bivalvia; Myida; Myidae. Gene Ontology annotation, cellular component: cytosol; EKC/KEOPS complex; nucleus. Gene Ontology annotation, biological process: tRNA threonylcarbamoyladenosine modification; telomere maintenance via recombination. The transcript has 4 exons. The coding region runs from base 27 to 548 and encodes 173 amino acids.